This is a messenger RNA of Penicillium antarcticum, 861 nucleotides long. RefSeq lists its product as uncharacterized. Gene Ontology annotation, cellular component: membrane. The coding region runs from base 1 to 861 and encodes 286 amino acids. The record is from RefSeq and is a predicted model, not a curated record. The transcript has 2 exons. NCBI's taxonomy places the organism in Eukaryota, Fungi, Ascomycota, Eurotiomycetes, Eurotiales, Aspergillaceae.
AUGCGUUGCAUUCCACUAACAACGCUUUUCGGAGCGGACGCGCCUCAUGACGACAAGCACCAUUUCGAGACAUCAUGGAUCCUCCCACCAACCCUGCUCGCCUGUUUGCGCGGCCUGAUCUCUCUCUACGUCUUCACCAGUAUCUUCACCAUCUGGGGCUGGUACGGUUCCCACGAUGAACGCUAUGUGAUCGGCCAAACCUUCAGCUUCUUCACUUGGUUGACGUACUGGGGUCUGGGAUUCUACAUGCUCUUCGCUGCGAUCCAUACAGCUUGUUAUGCGUGGACGGGCCGCUCGGUCCUCUUCGAUCGCUGGCCCAGGGCUUGUCGCGUGCUCCAUAGCCUGUUGUAUGCGACGAUCACCACCUACCCGUUCCUUGUGACGAUCGUUUUCUGGGUGCUUAUUUACAGCUCACCAUGGUAUAAGGUUACUUUUACCGGCUGGCAGAAUAUCUCCCAACAUGGCCUGAACUCCUUCUAUGCCCUCCUGGAAAUCUUCCUCCCAUCAACCGCACCCCUCCCCCUAAUCGCAAUCCCAUUCCUAAUCUUAAUCCUCGUCUUCUACCUCUGCGUCGCAUACAUCACCCACCACACAGAGGGCUACUACCCCUACACAUUCCUAGACGUUGGCGACCACGGCCAGAAGAGUGGUCUUGUGACAGGAUACUGUUUUGGCAUUCUAGCUGCCAUCCUGGUCAUCUUCUUCAUUGUCUAUGGACUAAUGCAUUUGCGUCGCUGGUUGACGCAUGGGAAGAUUAAGCGCGCGAGGAGGGACUCGCUUUGUCGUGGUGAUGGGUUUGGGAAUGGGGGUGUGGCAGGGGUUGGGGAGGAGGUUGUUGAGACGAAGGAGGUUCCUGUUUGA